Molecule: messenger RNA, 1569 nt
Organism: Didymodactylos carnosus
Lineage: Eukaryota; Metazoa; Rotifera; Eurotatoria; Philodinida; Philodinidae
Source: the annotation of a GenBank genome assembly
AUGCCUGUGGGAUGUGUAGCGAAAAUAGUUCCACCUCAUGACCUGAAUGAAAGUAGUAAUAAUGAAUUCAUCAAACAAUAUUCUAAAAUCCGCGGAAGUUUUAUAGGACAUAAUAUAAUUCUUGCUAAACUAAGACAGGAUUUACAUUUAUUAUCUAGCAUUCCAUUACGGCAGCCAUUUUCGGUUAACACUACAAGAACCGAAACAAGGAUUCAUUUUUACAAGAAUUCACAACAAUAUUAUUCGUUAAGAGAAUUAACUGAAGAGCAAAGAAAUUUUGCCUCUUUUCAACUAUUUAUCAAUGUUAUAUUAUCCGAAUCCAAUGAAACAAACUGUUUUCUUAAUAAAGCUAAAGCAUUAAAAUUAUACAAGAUGCUUUCUCUCAACGAUAACACUACAGUUAAAAUCAUCAGUGAAUUCGAGGAUAUGUAUAGUUCAGAUAAUGCAAUUGACUUUUUCCUAGAGAAUAUCCCCAUAAAAGAAUCAUUGAACAAAGCUCUUCGAACAGAAGACGUACAACAAAUAUGUGUGUUCUGGUUUUUUAUUAACGAUUUAUACAAGCAGUUGUCAAGUCCCUAUACUCGAAAACCAUUAAUAGUCUAUAGUGGACACUAUGUAACUAUCGAUGAACUAGAGAACUUAAAAUCAAGUAUUAGCAGCUUUGUUUCAUUUAAAACAUUUUUCUCGACGUAUACAUCAAGUAUUCGUGCUUUACGUCGUAGUGGCAGAGGACAAGGUCGGCCAUACUUAGAAUCUGUCUUAUUCGAGAUUAAACUUCGCAGCAGUAUCACAAAAACAAGAUUUGCCAAGGUUUCAUCGAACAAAGAGGAAGAAAUGUUCUUAUUCUCGCCGGGAUCUGUGUUUCGACUUGAAUCGAUUGAAAAAUUAAAUGGUCAGGUUUGGUAUUGUAAAUUGAGUGUUAACGAUGAGGACGAAUGUGCGCUGAAUAAACUAUUUGUACAUUUGGAGAAUGAAGUUGGAAGAGCAGCUACAUUCGUAACAAUAGGUGUUUAUUUAAGCGCAUUGGGAAAGAACGAUACGGCCGUGACGUAUUACAGAACCUUACUUAUGGAGUCCACAGAUCCGGAUACAAAUGCAACAAUUCAUAAUAAUUACGCAAUUGUGUAUGAUCAGAAAAACGACCAGACAAACGCCUCUUUUGAGCUAAAAAAAGCUCAACAAAUGUAUACACCGAAUGAUAACGAAUCAACUCAUCAAAAAGCUGAUACUUCAUCAAACGUUUCUGAAAGAUCGGUACUGUCCAAUUCACCAAUAUUAAGUCAUCAUAAUCUCGUGUGUGUUAAUUUCUCAGACGGUCAGUUUGUAUCGACCAAUGGAUUUUUAUCGACAACGAUCGAUCAAACUGUUGCCAAAUUCUUUGCUGGUGAUGGCCAACUACGAUCGGUUUCCGUUGAUGUUCUUUUCAAGUUAAAAAUUGAUUAUUCGACUCCAUGUAGACCGUAUACUGUUAUACCAUCAGGACAAGGAUGUAUGACAGACGAAGAAGAAAUUUUAUUUACAAUUGGAAGUGUAUGGCGUAUAAAAAGUGUGAUUCCAGGUAAUAAAUAA